This is a messenger RNA of Daldinia loculata, 3649 nucleotides long. RefSeq lists its product as uncharacterized. NCBI's taxonomy places the organism in Eukaryota, Fungi, Ascomycota, Sordariomycetes, Xylariales, Hypoxylaceae. The record is from RefSeq and is a predicted model, not a curated record. Gene Ontology annotation, molecular function: zinc ion binding; DNA-binding transcription factor activity, RNA polymerase II-specific. The coding region runs from base 401 to 3538 and encodes 1045 amino acids. Gene Ontology annotation, cellular component: nucleus. Gene Ontology annotation, biological process: aromatic amino acid catabolic process; positive regulation of transcription by RNA polymerase II. The transcript is spliced from 3 exons.
UUGUGCAUACUGUAUGCUAGUUCAUUUGCAUACUGUACAAUUCUCCCCCGUCCUAGCUGUCUCGGUUUCCCAACCCCGCAAGUCCGAGGUAAACCAUUUCACUCGUCUACCGAUCUAUUCAAAGUAGGGAUCAAAAUUAUUAGAGACUCUUCCAAUUGUCAGACUAGAUUCGUCUUACUCAGUUAGAGCGCUUAUUGCUUUUGCGCGCCCUUAUUAUAUAAGACCUCGAAAUCCCGUCGUAAGCCGAACAGCAGUCGGCGCGCGCCGGGUCUUUCUACGUCGUGUUUGAUGCGUGAGCGGGAAAUCAGGGCUCAAGUUGGCGCUGGAGCUGGAGCUGGAACUGGAACUGGAGCCGAAGCCGAAACAGACCAGAUCGAUAGCACCACCACUGGAUCAGACCAUGUCUCAAUAUGAGAAUGCCGCCGCACCCGCUGCUAACAUGUCAUCUGCCAUUCAACAAUCACGCCAAUCUCUCCCCGCAAACACGGCGCAUUCUCACCCGCACGCGCAACCCCAGUCCCAGCCUCAGCCGCAGUCUCAAACUCCCCAGCACAAACGCGUAUACCAAGCGUGUAUCCCUUGUCGGAGGAGAAAGGUGAGAUGUGAUUUGGGCAGCGUAGAUGAUCCCCACGACCCCCCGUGCGUGCGUUGCCGCCGUGAAAGCAAAGAAUGUUUCUUCAGCGCUACGCGACGUAAGCGUAAGAACGAGGACGAUAUCGACGAGCCGGAAGAUGAUUAUAUUGUUCGUAACGCUCGAAAGCGAGCCCAUGCCGAAGACACGCCUCCGUUUGUCGACAAGAAAUCCUAUAGUAGCGUACCGCUGACUCCCGGUGGUUCGACCGGCCGAACACAACCCUUAAAGCGACCCAGUGCAGAGCAUGAAGACGGGAGGAAGAGCGACAGAGGAGGAAGCUAUACGGACGUCGGUGAAGAUUCAAAUGCUCAGUUGGAAAAUCUCGAAGCGCAGAGCGUCAUGAGAAAGGAAGUCUACGGGCCUCAUGAUGCCCUCGACCUACUGUACAAGGCUGCUACCGACAGGUCCGUCUUUAUAUCACCUUCGUCUAGCAUGCUCCCAAACGAGCGAAUCGCUGAUUAUGCCACAAGCCCGCACGAUCUAAACAGGCGCCACGAAAGCAUUGCUUCCGUUGUCCAGCCCUCGCCCGUAUCCGUUCCUGGUCGUAAAACGCCGCGAGACCACAGUUCUGGUUAUAAUGGUCGCCCGGCUGGUCGCGCAACGUCGAAAUCCGCAGACCUCAUAGAUCCACUCUUGCAGUCAUCGACUAAGAACGAUGAGGUAGCUGAUAUGGAACGUCGGUUAAGUGUUGAAAAUGAAGCCGGGUAUCAAGAAGCCCUCGAAGCUUGGUCGAGGUUUAGAUUUGUUAGAGCUGGAUGGUUCACGAAAGAGGAGGCCAUAAAGUAUAUUGUGUACUAUUAUGAGUACCUAUCUCCCAUGACGCCCAUCUCGCCACCAACCUUCCGAAGUCCGGCUUCUCAUAUCACCUUACUGACCGAAGAACCUAUACUCACCGUCACGCUGCUGACGAUCGCAUCGAGAUACUACCGUAUCCGCUCCACGGGUGGACAUUGUAGAUCGCACGCAAUUCAUGAGGAGCUAUGGAGAUAUCUUCGAAGGAUGAUUGAAAGAUGUCUUUGGGGACAAGAGGCUUUUGGCGGUGGCUUCUGCGGGUCCGGCGCUGAUGAGUCCCAGACCUCUAGCACUGCGCCAUGGCGAGGUUUGAGGAAAGGAAGUCUUCGUACAUUAGGGACAAUCGAGUCGUUAAUGAUAUUGACUGAGUGGCAUCCCCGCGCGCUUCACUUCCCUCCAGACGAGGCAAUUGACGAGUUGAUGCUCCCCUCUCGCGGCGGACCCCAGCUCGAUGAUGACGAAGGGGAUCAACGUCCCGGCGGCAACGUCGGAGGUCGUAGAAUUGAAAGCUGGCUUGAGCCUGCAUGGAGGAGCGACCGCAUGUGUUGGAUGCUGCUCAGCAAUGCGUUAGGACUCGCUUAUGAAUUAGGAGUUUUCGACGACAUCGAUGAGCUACUUGAGACCAAUGCCAUCACGCGACCCGAGUACGAGGACGAAGCGUAUCGUCUCCGCGCGACGCGGAUCAAGCGGUUGCUGCUGGUCUACUUGACGCAGCUAGCUGGCCGCCUCGGCUGGACGAACAUGGUUCCUGACAGCAUCCGGAAAACUGACCCUGCCCUGUCCGGAAGACGUCUAAUAUCAAACGAGGGAAACACGCCGGGAACAAAUCAAUCAGUUAUAUCUAAUAGCUUUAGUUAUGUACCCAACGUUGAACUAGAUGACCAGAUCAUACACUGCUGGGUAGGCGUGAGCGAUGCCAUGCAGUUGGGUAACGAAAGGCUAUUCCGAUCACGGAAACACACCACGGAAAUCAUACAGAGUGGAAACUACACAAAAGCGCUCAAAGAGUUUCAGCCAAUCCUUAGGAACUGGUGGAGAGAGUUUCAGCGUUUCGAUAUGCCCGAGAAUAUUCGUCAUAUACUGACGAUUGAGUACGAAUAUGUACGGAUAUAUGUCAACUCCUUGGCCUUACAAGCAGUUGUUGAACGUUGCACAACCAAUGCCGGAGUGUCCAGCAACACUGUGCACGGGAACAAUGCUGCUGCAGGGAAUCCACAGCUGUCACCCCAAACGCAAAACUAUCUGGGUAACCUCCCUCUUGGUCACCUGGGUGGCUUCGGUCAUGAAGAUCAAGAAUACGUCAAGGAAGUAGUGGACGGGUGCAGAAAUCUUCUACGGACUGUAGUCGAAGGCUUGCUAAAAGAAGGUUACCUUAAGCACGCCCCUGUGAGAACUUACUUCCGCAUCAUCAGUGGAGCCAUGUUCUUGCUCAAGACCUUCGCCCUAGGUGCUCCUAAGUCCGAUGUGGAAGUGAGCAUUAGUCUCUUGGAUCGUACGGUUGAUGCGUUACGGAACUGUGUCGUCGAUGAUAUUCAUCUGGGCACUAGGUUCGGUGAUCUUCUCGAGUCUCUAACAACACGACUCCGAGACCGCUUCAAGUAUGCACCGGCGACAGGUUCUGGCGAAGGCAAGAGCCCUCGUCAAAAUGGCGAGGUGAGCAGAGCCAUGGCUACGAACGGAAAUUUGCAGGCUAACGGCAUCGAGAAUGGGUACAUGAACCACACUAAAUACAGAGAGGGGCUCAAUGUUCCUGAACGAUCAUCUACCCCUUCAGGCAACGUGUCAGCCACGCCUUUCGAUUUGACCACCGGCAACUUUCCCUACCCAGCCGGGUCAGCUUCGGUAUUUGGACCUACCACGCCAGCACAUAGCAGUAAUGCUCUAGAACAAUCUAACAUGGGCGAUAACAUCUUUGAAUCAGGUACCGACUGGGCCGCCGACGACCAAAUGUGGUACCUCCCGCCAGGUCCAGGCCUAUUCCAGAACAUGGGAGAGAAUACCAACGUGACAAUGACAGAUCAGGGAGUUAACGUAGGAGGUGUCGAUUUACUUGAGUUUAUGGCUAUGGAUCCACCUUCAUUCAAUGGCCCUAUGGAUGGUCAAGGAUACUAGAUGUAUCCUGUCUAGCUGGAUGGCGUUGGAGGUCACCGUUUGUUCAAGGACGAGGGAUAGGGGGCAAUUCGCCCCCUUUAAUAACGCCGCGGCCGAAGACGAUACGCGACG